Molecule: messenger RNA, 899 nt
Organism: Diorhabda carinulata
Lineage: Eukaryota; Metazoa; Arthropoda; Insecta; Coleoptera; Chrysomelidae
Product: zinc metalloproteinase nas-14-like
Exons: 4
Coding region: 47-862 (271 amino acids)
Biological process (GO): proteolysis
Molecular function (GO): zinc ion binding; metalloendopeptidase activity
Source: RefSeq, a predicted model, not a curated record
UUUAUCAAUAAAAAGCAAUAUUUGGAUUAGGAGAAUUUUUUUCGCGAUGUUUAGAAAACUACUGGGAAUUUUUUUCUUUUUCACAAUAUCUAGUGAAGUUAUUUCGCGCAUUCCCAAUGAUGAUAGGUUAUUAAAAAUCGAAUUUCGACAACUUCUACCGGUUAAGGAAGAAUAUAUAGUCCUCGACAAAAACGAAAUCCAUGAAAAGUUAAGAACAUUAGAAAUGGGAGAAGCAAUUCCAUACGAACUUGAAAAUUUAGAAAAUGAAGAAGAUGAAUAUACAAUAAAAUCAGCGAUGGAUAUAUUCAAACAGUACACUUGUAUACGUUUCAGAUCCAGAACUGAUUCGGACCAAGAAUAUUUAUUUAUUAGUGGCAACUCGAGUGAAUGUAGUACAACCUCUAAAAAUGAAUUUGUGCUGAUUGAAUUAGCUCCUGAUUGUUUGCUCAGAGUUGGUACCACAUUACAUGAAUUUAUGCAUGCAAUGGGAUUCGCACAUGAACAUAUGAGACCCGACAGAGAGGAAUACAUUAACAUACUUACAGAAAAUAUCCAAAAUGGUUAUGAAGACCAAUUUGAAAUAUUAACAGAAUACGACACAUUAGGUCUACCAUACGAUUUUGAUUCUGUACUUCAUUAUUCUCCAUGGGCCUUUCAAUCGAAGGAUGCACCUACCAUCGAAGCCAAGGAUAAUUACAUAGAAUUCCAAGAGAGAAUGGGACAAAGAGCAGGAUUUAGUAAAGGAGAUAUUGCAAAAAUCAAUGUCAAAUUGUGUCCAGAGAAAAGCGAGCAAUUCCACUUAAGUGAAGACUUUUUGUACGCUAAGACACCAAUACCAAUAUCAAAUAAUAGUAUUUACUAACAAGAAAAUUAUUAAUUCGAAUAGAAAUAACUUUGGA